AUGCAUGGACUGGAGGAGGUUGACAAGGAAUAUUUCGCAGUUCGUAGUAAACUUGAGUUGUUGGUUGAAGACGCUGAAUUGACGAAACACGCCAAUUCGGAUUCAGACGUGAAGCAAGAGGCAUUGGAACAUCUGGACAAUGAGAACAAUCGACUAUUGCAGCAAUUUGAAGAUCAUUUCUAUGUGCUUAAAGCAUCCAUGAUGACAUUGUUGCCGAAUUUCUUAUCGCCAUUACAGUUAGGGGGGCACCAAUCAUCGAUUGCUGGAGAUGAUGGUUCUGGUACGCACCAAGUAGCGACAUUUUCGAAGGUAAAGCUGCCUGAAAUCCGUCUGCCGUCAUUCAGUGGCAAAAUUUUUGAGUGGGUAACCUUCCGCGAUUCCUUUCAAAGUAUGAUUCACAGCAAUUCUCAGCUGACUGAUAUGGAUAAGUUUACAUAUCUGAGGUCGUCGUUGUCUGGUCAUGCACUGCAAGAAAUCAGUUCAGUAGGAUUGUCUACCGUCAAUUAUAUUGUUGCGUGGGAAAUAUUGAAGAACCGAUAUGAGAACAAAAAACUCACCGUGAAAGCUCACCUGGGUGCACUUUUUGCCAUUGAAGGUCUCAAAAGGGAGAGCUACGAGAAACUCAAACAACUCACUAGCGACUUUGAGAAAACGCCACCAAGUAGCGACAUUUUCGAAGGUAAAGCUGCCUGA
Molecule: messenger RNA, 693 nt
Organism: Topomyia yanbarensis
Lineage: Eukaryota; Metazoa; Arthropoda; Insecta; Diptera; Culicidae
Exons: 1
Coding region: 1-693 (230 amino acids)
Source: RefSeq, a predicted model, not a curated record